This is a messenger RNA of Prorocentrum cordatum, 406 nucleotides long. The record is from the annotation of a GenBank genome assembly. NCBI's taxonomy places the organism in Eukaryota, Dinophyceae, Prorocentrales, Prorocentraceae.
GAGUACAACGCCCUGACCGCCGACAAGGUGGGCGAGACCGUUCCCUGCAUCGUUCGCUUCAUGAGCGACCGGAGCUUCACGAUAGAGCUGAAGACGCCGCCCACGGCAGCGCUGCUCAUCAAGGCGGCCAAGGCCGAGAAGGGCUCCGACCAGCCCAACAACAAGUUCGUCGGCACCAUCAGCAUCGACCAGCUGCGGGAGAUCGCCAAGACCAAGCUGCCGGACCUGCAGAUUCCAGACGUCACCCGCGCCAUGAAGAUCUGCCACGGCACUGCCAAGGCGUGCGGUGUGCAGGUGGAGGGAUAUGAGGAGUGGAAGGCGAGCGUUUUCAAGAAGCCGACGAGCAUCCUCGAGCGCUAUGGCGGUCGCGUGGAGCUCUUGCCCAAGGAGGGGAGGGACAUUGCCG